Molecule: messenger RNA, 1038 nt
Organism: Didymosphaeria variabile
Lineage: Eukaryota; Fungi; Ascomycota; Dothideomycetes; Pleosporales; Didymosphaeriaceae
Exons: 2
Coding region: 1-1038 (345 amino acids)
Source: RefSeq, a predicted model, not a curated record
AUGGCGACAGAGCCCAGUGCGCUCAACAACGCCCGCGAGAGCUCGAAACGCCCCUCACCUCAAGCGCCUGCUACACCGGAACCUCCAUCGUCAACCUUCGCAGAGCUACCGCUCGAACUCCGUCAAUUAGUCUACCAUCAUAUGCUGGUAGACAACGGCAGCGAAAAAGUGAUCAAGGUCGCCCUAAACGACACACAGUUUAGGUCUGAGUCGCUCGAGAACGUCGCCGGGGCCAUUCGCGUGAGCAAGUCUAUCUCGAACGAACUACUGGACUAUAUCUUCGGCAUGUUCGCCUUCUCGCUCAGUGAUCUGGCUCCUUCGAGUUACAGCAUACUCCAGAAGUUCUGCGACCGGAUCGGCAAGAUGAACGUCGAAUUCAUAAAGGAGAUAAUCAUUCCUCAUCUCCUCUCCCACGAUGUCGAUGCUUUGCAGUGGGUCAACUUCGAUGCCCAUUUUCGGCAAACCUCGCGCUGGCGAGUCGACGUAGGCAUAAGCAACCGGAUCUUCGAGCUUCAAUAUAGGAAACUAUUGGACCGCCUGCCUUCCAUGAAACAUAUGAAAGUCGGAUUGGACUGGCCUUGUGCCAUCAACAACUUUGUACAGCCGCAUCGUGAGGACGAGCCUCUGGGUUUGUUUAAGAGUUCAUUCUCGAUUAACAGGCACGGCGUUUCUGUUGCAGUGCACCCCGGACUGUGGUGGCUACUAGCUGAGCUCUACGCCCGGAACGUCAGCUUUGGUAUCUACUGGACAGAUGUUCGAGAAUACUUUCAUGUCUGGAAUUAUGAACGAGUGGAAGCCGUUCUGAUUACCGAGGAAGAAAUGAGGGUGCAAAGGCGGAUGAUUGUGCAGGUGCUGAGUUAUGUUCUUGAGUCGUUCGGUAGCCGGAAGACGUCGAGUGUCUCUGACUUGGGUACGCUACCGGACGAUCUCUUCGCGUAUGGCAUCGGAGUAGAAUACCUCGGAGAUGGGCCGAGGCCGCAGUUGUAUAAAGCCCUAAGUGCGAGCUUACAGUUACUCGAUUUUCGGGGAAACUUCUAG